GCCACUGCCGCAAGCCUCAGGCUCCCUUUGAAGCGGGUUUCGCCGUCUAGCUGGGGUUUCUGCCUUGGCCAAGAGGCCCAGCCUCAUCCUUCAUCCCUUUCUGGAGUCUGGUGCCCUGCUGUUACCGUUUCCACUCGGAUCCCUGCUCCUUCCCAGCUACCCUCCCUUGCCGGGAAGUCUCGCACCGAGCCCACAGCGCCCUGCUUGUCUCUGGGCUCGAAGUGCCCCAUGGCCAUGUCAUCCCCACCCGCACCACCGGCCAAGAAACGGAAGAUGAACUUCUCGGAACGGGAAGUGGAGAUCAUCGUGGAAGAGCUCGAGCGGAGCAAGCACCUGCUGAUCAACCACUUCAACGCGGGCGUGCCGCUGGCGGCCAAGGCGGCUGCCUGGCACAACAUCCUGCGCCGCGUCAACGCCGUCGCCACCUGCCGCCGGGAGCUGCCCGAGGUCAAGAAGAAGUGGUCGGACCUCAAGACAGAGGUGCGCCGCAAGGUGGCCCAGGUCCGGGCCGCGAUGGAGGGAGGCAGCGACGGCCAGGAGGGCGGCGGCGAGGGCCAGGAAGCCGAGGACCCAGCGGGCGCCACCGCAGCCCCUGUGAUUCUGACGCCCAUGCAGCAGCGCAUCUGCAACCUGCUGGGGGAAGCCACCAUUAUCAGCCUGCCUGCGGGGGACUGUGCUGCGGACGGGUCCGAAAUGCCUAUCACGGCGGCAGCCACUACCGUCACCCUUACUCAGAUUCCAGCGGAGACAACGUACCAUAGCUUGGAGGACGGUGUGGUGGAAUACUGCACAACCGAAGCUCCCACGACAGUUGCCGCAGAAGCCCCCUUGGAGAUGAUGGCUCAGCAGGCGGAGGUUUCCGGGAAGCCCCAGGAGUUGAAGAGCAGGAUUGCCCUGAACUCUGCCAAGCUUUUGCAGGAGCAGCGGGUGACGAACCUGCACGUGAAGGAGAUCGCCCAGCACCUCGAGCAGCAAAACGACCUCCUGCAGAUGAUCCGCCGCUCUCAGGAGGUGCAGGCUUGUGCGCAGGAGCGCCAGGCCCAGGCCAUGGAGGGGACACAGGCCGCUCUGAACGCCCUUAUUCAGAUUCUUCGCCCCAUGAUCAAGGACUUCCGCAGGUUUCUGCAGAGCAACACGGCUGCCCCGCCAGUGACCACAGACCAUAGCCAAGCGGUGCAGAACAGACAAGAUGGCAUCAUUCAGUGAGAUCCACGCCCAGACUUGGUAGAGGGAACGGGCUCCCUUGCCAGCAGGAGUGAACCGGUUCAACGCCUGCUCCUGGGAGCGGCUAGGCCCUCUGCUGGACCGUACUCACCGUUGCUUCAUCUUUUAAAGUAUUUAAAUGUGCACAGAUACGGCCUUUAUUGAGCAUACAAGGCAAACUCAUAAUUUAACAUCAGGCUUUUCAGAAGCACGUACCAAAAGAUUGGAAAAAAUAGAUUUUCUAUAAAAGAAAGCACCCGUUC
Molecule: messenger RNA, 1466 nt
Organism: Varanus komodoensis (Komodo dragon)
Lineage: Eukaryota; Metazoa; Chordata; Lepidosauria; Squamata; Varanidae
Gene: NAIF1
Product: nuclear apoptosis inducing factor 1
Exons: 3
Coding region: 229-1206 (325 amino acids)
Cellular component (GO): nucleus
Source: RefSeq, a predicted model, not a curated record